Molecule: messenger RNA, 3313 nt
Organism: Phyllostomus discolor (pale spear-nosed bat)
Lineage: Eukaryota; Metazoa; Chordata; Mammalia; Chiroptera; Phyllostomidae
Gene: TRIM7
Product: tripartite motif containing 7
Exons: 8
Coding region: 400-1983 (527 amino acids)
Molecular function (GO): zinc ion binding; protein binding
Source: RefSeq, a predicted model, not a curated record
UGUGCCCACCUGUCCCAGCCCAUUACCCACAACAGCUGACUGGGUCAAACCAGGGAGGCCUGGACCGGCCCGUGGAGGGGCUGAGCGAGGGGGCGACGGAGAGAGGGCGCUGCGGGCCAAGGCCGGUGAUUGAGGGGUCCAGAAGCGGGGCGCAGAGCGCUGGGCCUCACUUGGAUCCACUGGCUGCGCCGCCUGGCGCGCCUUCCACGCGCGCCUACCCGGCGGGUUUCCCAGCCCGGCGCGCCCUCAGUGCCAGUCUCCGCCCGCCCGUGCUGUCAGCCGCGCCCUUCCUUCCCGAGGGCGCCGAGAGGCCCGCCCCGGCCGCAGCGCUCCCAGCGGCGCACUGUCACGUCCCUGGCCUCCCCCGGGCCACCAGACUUCGGUGCGCUGAGCGCUCGCAUGGCGGCGGUGGGGCCGCGGACUGGCCCCGGCUCUGGGGCCGAGGCCUUGGCACUGGCGGCAGAGCUGCAGGGCGAGGCGACGUGUUCCAUCUGUCUGGAGCUCUUCCGAGAGCCCGUGUCCGUCGAGUGCGGCCACAGCUUCUGCCGCUCCUGCAUCGCGCGCUGCUGGGAGCGCCCCGGCGCGGGGUCCGCCGCCGUCCCCCGCUUGCUGCCUUACCCGCUCCCCUGCCCGCAGUGCCGCGAGCCAGCGCGCCCGAGUCAGCUGAGGCCCAACCGGCAGCUGGCCGCGGUGGCCACGCUGCUGCGGCGCUUCAGCCUGCCCUCCGCUGCCCCGGGCGAGCGCGGUACCCAGGAGGCCGCGGCGGCGGCGGCGACUGGGUGCGCGCAGCACGGCGAGCCGCUCAAGCUCUACUGCCAGGACGACGGAUGCGCCAUAUGCGUGGUGUGCGACCGCGCCCGCGAGCACCGCGAGCACGCGGUGGUACCGCUCGGUGAGGCUGUGCAGGAGGCUAAGGAGCUCCUAGAGUCCAGGCUGAAGGUCUUGAAGAGUGAUCUGGAGGACUAUGAGAUGUUUCGUUCCACGGAAGAGAAGGAGGGCAAGGAGCUCCUGAAGCAGAUGGCUGCUGAGCGAGAGAAGGUGGGGGCCGAGUUUCAGGCACUGCGGGCCUUCCUGGUGGAGCAGGAGGGCCGACUCCUGGGCCGUCUGGAGGAGCUGUCCCGGGAGGUGACACAGAAGCAGAAUGAGAACCUGGCCCAGCUUGGGGGCGAGAUCACCCAGCUAUCCAAGCUCAGCAGCCAGAUCCAGGAGACAGCACGAAAGCCUGACCUUGACUUUCUCCAGGAAUUCAAAAACACAAUAAGCAGGUGCAGCAAUGUGCCUGCCUCCAAGCCAAGCACAGUCUCUUCUGAGAUGAAGAAUAAAGUCUGGAAUGUUUCCCUCAAGACCUUUGUCUUAAAGGGGCUACUCAAGAAGUUCAAAGAGGAUCUUCGAGAAGAGCUGGAGAAAGAGGAGAAAGUGGAGUUGACCUUGGAUCCUGACACUGCCAAUCCCCGCCUCAUCCUCUCUCUGGAUCUUAAGAGCGUGCGCCUUGGACAACGAGCCCAGGACCUGCCCAGCCACCCACGUCGCUUUGAUACCAACACCCGAGUGCUGGCGUCUUGCGGCUUCUCCUCUGGGCGGCACCACUGGGAGGUUGCCUUAGAGAGGCUUCUGGAGACCCAGCUGCAGAGGCAUGAGACUGCAAGGUGGGAAAGAAGCCCCUGUGUUCAACUGAGCAGAGGAAGGGAUGCUUUGGAUCCCCAGGCCUGUCCCCUACCUGUUGUUCUGGCAUGCAAAUUUGGUUCCAGCUGUGAGGAGGUGGAAGCCUAUGAGCACUGGAGCCCCAUGUUGACAGGGGUGCUUCCUUUCACCAGGGCUUACUGCCUAGACUCAGCAAGACCUCUGGCUCCCUGGAACAACACCAAACCCUGGUCCUGUGCUGUCUCAGUUCCAAGGGCAAUGUUUGGGGCCAGGCCAAGUACGUUCAUGAUCACUUCUGUUUUGCCUUCUUGUCAACUGUCAGCUCUGCCUUCAGAGACCUGAAUCCAGCUGGCCUGACCAAUCAUCCACUCAGGGAGGAGCCUCCCAGCUCCGAGGACAGUCUGGGUCAGAGCUGGAAGGAGACCCUUGACCUGUGCAUGAGGGAAUAGCUCCAGACAACAUUCUGUAGGCAUGGCUACCCUCUAAGACCCCUAAACUGAUGAUACAGAGUGAUAUGUCCAUCCUUAGCCACAGUGCUAACCACGUGUUCUCACAGAUACCUAAAUCCCUCUCAAGUGCCAAAGUACAGUCUUUCUGGGUAAGGAGACCAAAGGUUCUGGAAUUUUGAAACACAGGAGAGCACAUAUAAUUUUACAGAUGUAACUAACACAAGCAUGGAAAUGCAGAGCACAAACAUGCCCCUGACAGAUUCUUUCUGGAACUUGCCAAAUGUAUGCUAACAGCAGAGGACCCUGGUGCCAAGGCUAGCUCGGCCUGUGCCCUGGUGGUUGCUAUCACCUUGGCUAAUUGUUCACCAGCUUCUUUUAGGCUAGGCUUCUGGGAGGGUGGUAGUGGGCUCUUCCUUGCUUAGUGCUCCCCAGGGAAGGGAGAUGAAAAUGGAAAUACAGAUUGUGAGCUUAUUUCUACAGUGGCUUAGCUCAUUCUUGACUUUCCUAGUUUGAAUGCAAGAGCACAAGUAUGAGCAGGGAGUUCUGCCAGCCGAGGUGAGCAAGUGUGCUUCUGUGUGUGAGAAAUGCGCACACAUGUGUUUAUAUCAGAUUGUGGGGACAGAGGGAUGUGUAGAUCUUGGAGGGGGCAUGUAUGAGCACAUGCAUAGGGUUUAGGUGUUGAAACAGACCUAGUGCAAUUAGGUCAUACCCUAUUAUUGACUUGUGGUUAAGUAUUAGCCACCCCAUAGUUAGGUGAUGGCCUUAGGUUUCCAACCUCACUAAUGGGCUGCUUGGCUAGAUGAAAGCCAGUUUCAGACCUAAUUCUAUCCUGCCUAGGUUGUUAUGCAGAUGCAGGGACAGUGACAGUCAAGUAGCCUGGCCUGCAAGAGUCAUGGAGCUUCAGUGCUCUGUCCCUUAAGGUGUUUCAAGCACACUUUGCAUACAGGGUUCUUCUAAGGCAGGCAUGGCACUGUUCUGGAGGCGGACUGAGUGCACACAGCACCAGGCCAUCAGAAUCCAGUGUCCUACAGACUGGGGACAGGACCAUUUAAGAGUUUAGCCUACAGCAGCAUUCCAGAAGGUGAAUUCUAUGCCCUGUUCAUACAUGAAGUGUAGCUCUGGAACACUGUAGCCAGUCAAAGUAUUUGACUACUACUGAAUUCCACAAGGAAAACUCAUUUUAACAUUUAUUUGCUAAUUAAAUGGCCUUUUGUUAUCAUCAA